AUGCUCAGUGUGAAUUUUCAGCGGGAUUCCGCUCUACAGGAGUCCUUCAAAUCUUUUUGUGAGGCGAACGCGCCGCUUCGCGCUCUUGUGGUCACGCUGGAUGAAGAAGUAAUGCGACUUCAUGGCAAGGUCCCUGCAUCUACUGCCAACAUGGAAGAUGACCUUGCCAAAGUCAGAGAUAUGAUUAAGGCGGAUAAACUGGAGGCCGCUUUUAUUAUCGUAAAGCUCAGUGAAGGAGAGUUUGCCCAGGUGUGCUUCUGUUCGGAUAGCGUAAAGCCAAAGGUUAAGAUGCUUUACGCAUCAGGCGCAGCUCAUUUGUUGGAUGCCUCCGGAUUAACGCAUCUCGUAAAGGAGCACGUGGAUGAUGUGGCGGACAUCACACCGUCGCUUUUCAAGAAGGAAACGUCUGCUAGCCGCAUGGAACUCAUGACGGAAAACGAGAAGUUCAACGCCGCUAUCGAAAAGAUGGAACCCGCACCAGUGCAGGUGGCAAUGCCAGGCGUAACCAUGCCACUCACCGAGGAAGGAGUGAAGCUACUGCAGGAACUGAACCGUGGUGCGCUGAAUGCACUCUCCUUUGUCGUUGACACCGAAAAAAUUACGGUGGAUAAAACACUUGAGGUCUCAGAGAAUUCGUCAUUGUCUUUGUCAGCAAUUCUCAAGGCGGUGAAAGGUCUCCUCCCGGAGGGUCAGGCCCGUUUUGUGGUGCUUCGUUGCCCAACAAACGGAACUACAAAAACGGUAAUGGUGUACGUCUCCCCGUCAACGUGCAAACCGCGUGUGCGAAUGACGUAUGCCGCCUCCAAGUUAUCCUUCAUCUCGCAGGCAGAACAACAUGGCGUGACGUUUUCGCGCCGGCUGGAGUUGGGCAACAGGAAUGAUUUGCAAGAAGCCGUGGAAGAUGCACUUAGUGCAGAGUUGGACAACAAGGACGAGGGCCAACCAAACCCGCCCAAUAUCGUGGCCUAA
Trypanosoma conorhini is the source of this 969-nucleotide messenger RNA. RefSeq names its product G-actin binding protein. The coding region runs from base 1 to 969 and encodes 322 amino acids. Gene Ontology annotation, cellular component: cytoplasm; actin filament. NCBI's taxonomy places the organism in Eukaryota, Euglenozoa, Kinetoplastea, Trypanosomatida, Trypanosomatidae. The transcript has a single exon. Gene Ontology annotation, molecular function: actin filament binding; actin monomer binding. Gene Ontology annotation, biological process: actin filament depolymerization; barbed-end actin filament capping. The record is from RefSeq and is a predicted model, not a curated record.